Messenger RNA from Scheffersomyces coipomensis, 2766 nucleotides. It is a transcript of the gene ZCF10, whose product is annotated as Zcf10p. The coding region runs from base 1 to 2766 and encodes 921 amino acids. Lineage: Eukaryota; Fungi; Ascomycota; Pichiomycetes; Serinales; Debaryomycetaceae. The record is from RefSeq and is a predicted model, not a curated record. Gene Ontology annotation, molecular function: DNA binding; zinc ion binding; DNA-binding transcription factor activity, RNA polymerase II-specific. Gene Ontology annotation, biological process: positive regulation of transcription by RNA polymerase II; DNA-templated transcription. The transcript has 2 exons.
AUGAGUGAUUCAUCGACUCCUGCCAUAAAGAAAAGAAGAAUCAAACAAGCUUGUGACUUCUGUCGAUCCAAGAAAGCAAAAUGUGAUGGUCAAACUCCUGCUUGUUCUACUUGUGUGAGCAAUCACGAGACUUGUACAUAUACUCAAUCAUCAAAGAGACGUGGCUUACCCACUGGUUAUACUCAUGAUCUUGAAAAGAAAGUAAUACUAUUCCAAGGGUUAAUCACUAGUCUUAUCACUGAUUUACCUGAAGUUGGGAAAGUGAUUGAAACAAAAUUAAUUAAUACCUUGACAGAAUCAAUGGAAUCAGUGAAAUUUAUAGAAAAUAUCAAUAAUUUACAAGUGUUAUGGGAUAGUCAUACUAUAUCAUCCCUAUUGGAUCAAUUCAUUAUUGAAAAUAAUUCAGUCGUUCAUGAUGCAAAACGUUCAACUUCAGGAUUAAUGUCAUUAUCAAAUAUGCAACAACUGAUAUCACAAGUUCUGGAAACUGGUACGAUUGAAGUACAACAACCUUUGACAAGAAUGGUUCAUAAUCUGCAUUUAUUCCCUGGUUCAAAUGGUGAAAGAGUGGAAGAUUAUAAUUUAAUCAAUGAUCCUGCAUUCUUCUUAAAUGAUGACAUAUUCCAAUUCAUAUCGGAUGAAUUAGAAGGUAAUUCGGAAAAUUGGGAACCUGUCGCUUUACAAUAUCAUGGUUUAUCAUCUAUAAUAUCAGGUUUCACUACAAAAGCAAUCCUGCAAUAUAAUAAUCGAUUAUUAAUUGAUCAAAAGAAUCCAUUCCGAGUAGGGUCUAUAUUUAAUGUAUCAUCAUCAGCUAUAAAUGCAUCAAUUUCAAAUACCAUCAAAUUACCAAUGGAGAUUUUUCAAUUUCCCGAAAGUUUAAGAAGUAUAGUGGAUUGUUAUUUUCAAAUUUAUCAUCCUUGGUUGCCUAUGUUAGAUAGAAUUUCAAUUAUACGACAAAUUCAUCAUCUUCAAUCAUUUCAUGGUACGGCUGAUAAAUCAAAAUUACAAGCUUCAGAUUGUAAUUUAAUUGCCUUGGUGUGGGCUAUCUUAGCCUUAGGAAAAUUAAGUUCAUCAAGUUCAGCUUCAAAUACUAUAAAUAAUAAUAAAUUAACUGCAUCAUAUGCUAAGAAUGCUAUAAUGGCAUUAGAAAAUUCAUUCACUACAACCAUAGAAACUAUCCAAGCCAUGGUUUUAUUAGGAUUAUAUUAUUAUCAACUUGGACAAUGGGAUUAUUCAUGGGUUUUGAUUUCAUCAGGUUCACGUAUGGCCAUUGAUGUUAGAUUAAUGACACCAGCUUCUGAAACUGGUGAUUCUAAAAAGAGUAGUAAACCUACUUCAACUCUAGAUAAAAUUAAUCGGGAAAGAACUUGGGCAUCGGUUUAUAUCAUUAAUACUAUGUUAGCAUCAAGAAUGGGAAGAUCUCCGGUGGUUAGAUCGAUGGAUUGGCCUGUACCUCAAAUAAAUAGUGAUGGUUGGGAAGAAUGGGAAUCUUGGAAAUGUUAUCAUUCACCAGAAAGUAUUCAUUUGGAUAGUGGAAGAUUCCUCCUGACAUUUAAUGAAGCCAUUAAAGUGGUUUCUUUUUUAAAUACUGCUUUAACUUGUACCAUAGAUACUAGUAAGGGGAUGCUUGCUGAAGAUAGUGAAAUUAAAGAAGAAGAACAUUGUGACGAAGAACUUCGUGAAGAUAGUAAACGCACAUUAUCAUAUUUCAAACAUAAAUUGGAUUCAUGGGCAUCGGAUCUUCCAUCAUAUUGUCAACUUGAUAAAUAUGAAAAUCCAAGUUCUGUUCCUCCCACAGUGGCAUUUUUACAUCUUAUUCGAGAUUUAACGUGGUGUGUUUUGGCAGCUAGAUUAAGUGGAUUGAAAAGUUCUUCGGAGGGUGAUACAGUUAAAGAUCGUAUUAUACGCUCACGUAAUAGACAAUAUACUAAAGCUAUUUUAUCAAUUAAAAAGCUCAUCAAUGUUAAUUCAUUAAAGAAUUUAAAAUAUUAUCCUUUUAUUGAUUAUUGUAUACUCAUGGCAUUCAAUUUCCCUAAUAUGAUGAUGUUUGAAGGUGAAAAUCCUAAUGAUAUUAAGAGUAGUCAUUGUGAAGAUUUUAGAAGCUUUUUAGUCAAUGCUGCUUUAACUUCAGUUCCAUGUAGAAUAUCAUGGGAAAUCUAUAAAGUUAUGCAUAAUAUUGUGGAUGAUUUAUUAACCACUAUGACUAAUGAAGCUAUCAAGAGAAAAGAUCCUGAGAAUGGUAAACUGGGAUCAUUCCGAUAUCUUAUGAAUGUUAGCAGUAGUAAUAAUGAUGCAACAUCUCCAUUUUCAGGCAUGUUCCCUCAUAUUAAGCAAUCACCAAGUUCAAAUCAUACCCUUGUUAAUUUAUUAAAUACUCCUUCCACAGUUGAGAACAAAGAUACUGUGAGCAGUGAUACAUCUAAAUUAUCAGAUUUACAAACCUCUAAAGGUUGGGGCGAAGGGAAUGGAUCUUCAACAAGUCAUGAUUUCGGACCAUUAUUUGGGAGUUAUACAGGUUUAAAUACUUUGGAUGAUUCAACUAGUGCAGCUGGAUCUUCAACUAAACUUGUGACGACGGCAAAUCAAAAUCAAAAUCCACCACGGGAAGAAUUAGAUCUUUUCAUGUUAGAUACUGAUUUUGCUAGAAAUGAUAGUAGAUUAGAUAAAUUCAUGAAGAAUUUAGGAUAUAUUCAUAAUGACGCUCAAGAUAAGAAUAAAAUUGGGGAUAAGAAUAAGGAGGUAAAUCUAAUACAUCAAGAGUUUUAG